Baudoinia panamericana UAMH 10762 is the source of this 401-nucleotide messenger RNA. RefSeq lists its product as uncharacterized. NCBI's taxonomy places the organism in Eukaryota, Fungi, Ascomycota, Dothideomycetes, Mycosphaerellales, Teratosphaeriaceae. The transcript has a single exon. Bases 100 to 306 code for a protein of 68 amino acids. The record is from RefSeq and is a predicted model, not a curated record.
UCAAUUUGGCACUCUCGCUAAGUUGUAGUUGAACUUGCGGAGAGGUCUAGAUCUAGUGUUAUAUUCGUAACAAGAUCCCGUCCCAUCCACAGGGAGUUCAUGGCUCCGUACACACACACGAAUUUCUCGAACAACCGUGCCACAGUGACGGCAACCGGUUCGAGUACAAUAUUUUGGACAACAUAUAAGGCCGUACUAGCGUCAGCCUCUCUGUCUUAUCCGCUGGACAUCAACCGUCUUGCCGUCGGUAGCGUCCCAAGCCUCGCAUUGCCUUUGUGGUACUCACCACCAGACGCCUUCUUCUGAACAGAGCCAGGCUUUCACAAAUGACCUUCUGUCAAUGCACAUGAAAGGGUCAAUACGGCGAGCGAAUUGCAAUGAUUCUUGCACAAUCUCAUUGC